Messenger RNA from Labeo rohita (rohu), 1786 nucleotides. It is a transcript of the gene lsm14b, whose product is annotated as LSM family member 14B. Gene Ontology annotation, molecular function: mRNA binding. NCBI's taxonomy places the organism in Eukaryota, Metazoa, Chordata, Actinopteri, Cypriniformes, Cyprinidae. The record is from RefSeq and is a predicted model, not a curated record.
CACAGUGGUGAGCGCCUUCUUUCUUUACUACAGCUUAGACUUGAGGAGCGUCAGGAUGGCGGCAGUGUUGCAGAUGUGCAUCUGAAGCGAUUUCGUCAGAUUCGAGCUCCGUUUAAAAGUUGUUUGUGUUGACACAAUGAGCAGCGGUACUCCUUACAUCGGCAGUAAGAUCAGUCUGAUCUCUAAAGCUCAGAUUCGCUAUGAGGGAAUAUUAUACACUAUUGACACCGACAAUUCGACUGUGGCCCUGGCGAAAGUGAGGUCUUUUGGAACGGAGGGCCGACCGACAGACCGGCCCGUGCCGCCGAGGGAUGAGAUCUUCGAGUACAUCAUCUUCAGAGGAAGUGACAUCAAAGAUAUCACCGUCUGUGAGCCUCUGAAGAUCCACCAUAGUCUUCCUCAGGACCCCGCUAUUGUUCAGUCGUCUGUCGGGACGUCGUCCAUUCAUUACCCUUCGCAGGGCGGCUACAGUCCUUACAGGAGCAUGCUGCCCUCGUACAGCCAGCUCGCGGCCAGCUCGCUCUUCAACCAGCAGUACGCGGCGGCGGCGGCUCUGGGCCUCGGGUCUGGUUUGCAUGGCGUUCCUGUGAGGAGAGGCCCAAUGGUCGAACAGGCUGUUCAGACCGUACCAGCGGAAAAAAACGACGCAGAAGAAAGGCUUGACCGGAGCGCAGCACAAGGCGGAGAAACGGGCAGAGCGCAGAGAGGCGGCAGAGGACCGCAGGCCCAGAGAGGUGCUGCCGUCAGCGCUGCACAGCAAGGAGCCUUGAAAGGACCGAGUCAAACCAAUGACGAGAACAAGCCUCCGACCAGCAGGAGAAGACAGGGAACGCGACGGUCCAGGAACCGCGGCCGAGGUCAAAUCCUCGUGGGCAACGCGAAGCCCAGCACCCUGCAGUUUGAGUCCGACUUUGAUUUUGAAAUGGCAAAUGCUCAGUUUAAUAAAGACGACCUGGAGAAAGAGAUUGAAGACAAGCUGAGCGUAACGGAACCAAAAGAGACUCCGGAGGAAAGCGGCGAUAAAGAGCAGGACAAGCCUGACCCUGACCCAGGACAAGCCGUCGAGGAGGAUCCUCUCGGGCCCAAGUGCUUUUACAAUAAAGCGAAGUGCUUCUUCGAUAACGUCUCCUCGGAGCUCAAGUCAAGGCGAACCACGUGGGCUGAGGAAAGAAAACUCAACGUCGAGACCUUCGGCGUUCCCGGUCGGUUUCUGAGAGGCCGUGGUUUUCGGGGUAAUUACAGAGGGCGGCGAGGCAGAGGGGCCGUGCAGCAUCCCGUUCCGCAAAGAGUAGGGAGCGGACGACUGUGAGACCUGAAAUACAUCCCGCCUUCCUCUGGGACAUGGUGAUUUGGUUUUGUCUAUGAGUUUGAUUUUUUCCAGUGUCCCAAACCUUCAGUGGUAAAUAUCACUAGACUGUUCUCCUCCUCUUGCCCUCCUGUGAAAAACAGCUACAUCGUUUGUUACUUUUCAUUUGAUGUUGAAACGGCGUUUUCCUUUUUGUUUAAUGUGUGUGAAGAAUCUCGCAACUUUAACCUGUGAGUGCACCUUAAUCGAUCAGUGAUUUUUGCAUUUGAAUUGGGAUGGCACUUUUAUUUGCAUGUACGGCCAAUUAAACAGCCAUUCAGGAAAAUCCAUUUAGAUGGAGUAGAUAAACUUCAGCCUAUGGUAUGUGAUCCCCCAUACAUUCUUAUUUAGUAUUACCCCUUUUGUUUUUGUGCGUGUGUAAAAUUGUAAGGGGAUCUUGUUCUUGAUUGUAACUAAUAAUAAACAUAGGAAAUGAAAGUC